CCGCCAUUUUGAUAACGUUUUGGUCAGUGUAUGUUCUUGUGUUAAAUUUAAACUCAUUUCCUAUUUCUUAGCGAACUCAGUGUCCCAAUAGACAUAAUUCAGCAAACUGCAAUGACAACGAUGGCGGCGUAUAUACGAGUUGCGGAAGACGAAGGCGAUGAACCGAUUGAGAUGCCCCUUGAGGAAGACGGCAGCAUUUUGUUGUCCACCAUUUUAGCACAAUAUCCAGGUUGCUGUGGGCUUCGCUACAGAAAUCCCGAUACAGGAGGUAUCAGAGGUUUGCGAGUUGUCGAUGGUGCAAUCCAUCCAGCUGACGGAAUGUGGAGUGAUGUGUGUUACUUGGGUGUUUUCCCUAAAGACAACAAAAGAAAACCUGAAGAAACACUAGAGACACCAGUUGGAAAGACACGCCGAGUUGAAAAACAGAAAUGCACAGAUUUGAUCGUUUUAGGAUUACCAUGGAAAACUACAGAAGAAGAACUUAAAGAAUACUUCAGUGAUUUUGGAGAAUUGCUAAUGUCACAAGUUAAAAAGGACCCCAAGACAGGAAACUCAAAAGGAUUUGGUUUUGUGCGUUUUAAAGAUUAUGAAACGCAACUGAAAGUGAUGUCACAGAGGCAUAACAUAGAUGGUCGAUGGUGUGAUGUGAAAAUACCAUUUUCAAAGGGAGAUAUGAGUUUACCAAAUGCUGGUAGGAAAGUGUUUGUUGGCAGAGUCACUGAAGACAUCACAAAAGAAGAUCUUUACAGUUACUUUACACAGUUUGGUGAAGUUGUUGAUGUUUUCAUUCCAAAACCAUUCCGGUUCUUUGCUUUUGUCACAUUCGCUGAUGCCGAGGUGGCUCAGAGUUUAUGCGGUGAAGAUUUGAUUGUGAAGGGUAACAGUGUACAUGUGAGCAAUGCUGAACCAAAGAAUUACCAGCAAGGUAAAGGUGGCGGUGGUGGUGGCGGAGGUAAUAUGGGAUAUGGCCAAAUGAAAGUACAAGACAAUCAAGGUACAGAAUUAUUGUAUUCUCCUAUACUUCACUCUCAGAAUGUGAUGCAUUGA
This is a messenger RNA of Saccoglossus kowalevskii, 1047 nucleotides long. RefSeq names its product TAR DNA-binding protein 43-like. NCBI's taxonomy places the organism in Eukaryota, Metazoa, Hemichordata, Enteropneusta, Harrimaniidae. Gene Ontology annotation, cellular component: nucleoplasm; chromatin. Gene Ontology annotation, biological process: regulation of gene expression. The record is from RefSeq and is a predicted model, not a curated record. Gene Ontology annotation, molecular function: RNA binding.